Messenger RNA from Hyaloscypha bicolor E, 339 nucleotides. RefSeq lists its product as uncharacterized. The coding region runs from base 57 to 263 and encodes 68 amino acids. The transcript is spliced from 2 exons. The record is from RefSeq and is a predicted model, not a curated record. Lineage: Eukaryota; Fungi; Ascomycota; Leotiomycetes; Helotiales; Hyaloscyphaceae.
CUUUCCCAACGACCAUCAUUCUCGCCACUUCCUCCACAACAGCAAAUCGACCCACAAUGUCUCUCUUCCAAAGCUUCCGCAACCUCCCCCAAAAAACUCGCAUCGGAGUCGGGCUAGCUUUUCUCGCAUGGGGCGCAGUUGGCCUCUACAUAUCAGACACCGCGGAGAAGAAGCUAGGAUUCGAACCUAGUCAGAAGGAUAAAGAUGCUUUGGAAGCUGUGGUCCCGAAGAUUACGCUGGUGGAGCGAGAUGGGGAGAGCUAAGAGCAGAUGGAAGACAUCAGACAAAAUAUCCGUUGGCUACAAUGAGAAAACGCUGGAUGGAAUUGGGGUGAUUGAC